Neltuma alba is the source of this 1246-nucleotide messenger RNA. Its product is annotated as protein ANTAGONIST OF LIKE HETEROCHROMATIN PROTEIN 1. Lineage: Eukaryota; Viridiplantae; Streptophyta; Magnoliopsida; Fabales; Fabaceae. Gene Ontology annotation, molecular function: chromatin binding. The transcript is spliced from 2 exons. Gene Ontology annotation, cellular component: PRC1 complex; ESC/E(Z) complex. The record is from RefSeq and is a predicted model, not a curated record. Bases 36 to 1214 code for a protein of 392 amino acids.
UUUGGGACUAGGGGAUUAUUCUUUCUUCAUCAAUAAUGGCGCCUCUCAAGAAAUCAAAGAAGAUUAAAAGGGGAACGAAGAAGCUCAACAAAUGCAGACAGCUCAGCGUUGUUCCUAUAGAACCCAGAACCAGUGAGACCGACUGGUGGGAUAGCUUCUGGCACAAAAAUUCUACUGCUCCAGGAUACUCAGUACCCAGUGACGAGGCAGAAGGAUUUAAGCACUUCUUUAGGGUUUCAAAGAAGACUUUUGAGUACAUAUGUUCCCUUGUAAGGGAGGAUCUCAUAUCAAGGCCGCCAUCGGGCCUCAUCAACAUUGAGGGAAGGCUUCUUAGCGUAGAGAAGCAGGUUGCCAUUGCCCUUAGGAGACUAGCAUCCGGUGAAUCUCAAGUUUCAGUCGGAGCUUCCUUUGGGGUUGGGCAGUCCACAGUUUCUCAGGUAACUUGGAGAUUCAUUGAGGCUAUGGAAGAACGUGCUAAACAUCAUCUCAAGUGGCCAGAUUUCAAUAGAAUGGAAGACAUCAAGUCCUGGUUUGAAUCAUCCUAUGGUUUGCCUAAUUGUUGUGGAGCCAUUGAUGCCACGCACAUCAUGAUGACCCUUCCUGCUGUCCAAACCUCAGAUGACUGGUGUGACCAAGAGAACAAUUACAGCAUGUUAUUACAAGGCAUCGUUGAUCAUGAAAUGAGAUUUAUCGAUAUCAUGACAGGUUUGCCAGGGGGCAUGUCAUUUUCCCGGCUAUUGAAAUGUUCAGGAUUUUUCAGACUCUGUGAAAAUGGGGAGCGAUUAAAUGGAAAGGCGAUAACCUCAACUGGAGGAGACAUGAUUAGAGAAUAUGUAGUUGGUGGAUUUGGCUACCCUCUUCUUCCCUGGCUCACAACUCCUUAUGAAACUGAGAGUAUCGUGAACAUUCAGUCCAGUUUUAAUGAUAAGCACGAGGCUGCAAGGCUGCUUGCUGUGAGAGCCUUCUCACAGUUAAAAGGCAGUUGGAGAAUCCUUAAUAAGGUAAUGUGGAGACCAGAUAAGAAGAAGUUGCCAAGUAUUAUCUUAAUAUGUUGUUUGCUUCAUAAUAUAAUAAUUGAUAGUGGAGACACUUUGCAACCAGAUGUUGCCUUGUCUGGGCAUCAUGAUUCUGGGUAUGGGGACCAGUAUUGUAAGCAUGUUGAUCCCUUGGGAAGGACCUUGAGAGAUAAUUUGGCUAAGGCCUUGCAACAUUAAAAGCAAUUUGAGGUUCUUGCUAGUUCUGUUAA